AUGGCCUCCCAACCACUCACACCUCACGACCUCUCCAUCCUCGAGAAGAUCAAGGAUCCGGAAGCCAGCUCACCACCCCGCCUCCUCCUGGACGACAGCCUCGCCCGGGACCCCAACAUCCCCGACCCCAGCCUCUACAGCCAGCUCACGACCCGCGAGCACACCAUCCUCUCCUCGCUCCAGCAGGCAGAGCUCCAGAUCGCCGGGCUCGAGCCCGCAUCCCCAGACCCAGACUCCCCGCUGCAGCAGUACCGAGCAAGCGUCCGCCAUCUCGGCGCCCUCAUCGCCACCCACCCCAACUACGCGAGCGCGCGCAACAACCGGGCCCAGGCGCUACGUCGCCUCUACGGAAACCUCCUCCUCGUGCGCUCCUUCUCCGCUUCCGCCUCGCCCUCGCCCUCGCCCUCCUGCCUCUCAGCACCAGGAACCCCGCCGCCGGCCGACCGCAGAGCGGCGGCCUCGCCACCCGCGCUGGACCCCGCCCCCUCCGAAGCCACCUUACUCUCAGCCUCGGCAACGGUCCUCUCCGACCUCGACACGGCCAUCGCCCUCCUCGCCCCGCGGACGCCCGCCACGCCGCUGUCGCCGCAGGCAGCCAGGACGCUCGCGCAGGCCUACACGCAGCGCGGCGCCCUGUACCACUUCACCGCGAAGGCGCUGUCUGCUGCUGCUGCUACCCCCCCGGACCGCGCCGAGUUGAGGAUCCCGGCGGGCAGGAGGGAGAGCCGGUGGGGGCCGGUCGAGUUCGAGGAGGCGGCGAGCAGCGACUUCGUGCUGGGCGGGCGCUGCGGGAGUGAGGUGGCGAAGGCGUUGGCCGUGGCGGCGAAUCCGACGGCGAAGCUGUGUGGGGAGAUUGUGAGAGGGGCGAUGAGGAAGGAGUUUGCUGGUACUGGUGCUGGUGCUGGUGCUGGUGCUAGUGAGAAAAAGUAA
Messenger RNA from Drepanopeziza brunnea f. sp. 'multigermtubi' MB_m1, 930 nucleotides. RefSeq lists its product as uncharacterized. Lineage: Eukaryota; Fungi; Ascomycota; Leotiomycetes; Helotiales; Drepanopezizaceae. The record is from RefSeq and is a predicted model, not a curated record. Gene Ontology annotation, biological process: cilium assembly.